AUGGAUUUAGCCAGCGGAUCCCGCCGAGGCGGCUCCCACCUCCUGUCCCUGCUCCUCUUGAUUUUUGGCUUUGGACCCGACGCGGCUUCCUCUAGGGCUGCACUUCGAAAAGAAGGCAGACUGGGUCCCCCUGUUGAUAUCCUGUUGGACUCUUUAAACUGUUCAGCUUUCCGAGCUCAAUGGAGAAUGCCACAUCAUCACACCAGUCUCAUCACUGGAUAUACUGUGUUUUACUCUGAGGCCAGGGAGGACAAAUUCCUCCACCAGAUGUCACAAGAUGUGCCUGUCAAUGAGGACAUACUCAAUAUGGGUCCACUGAAUGACCAGGCAGCUUUUGAAGUAGUGAUUGGGAAUUUAAAACCAGGUACCACCUACAGAGUGGGUGUAAGAGCUUAUGGCUGGAACACCAAAGGACGCCCAAGUUCUCCCCAACUUGUUACCACUCUAUCAAAAGAUAAAUGUAUGCCCCCAUCACCUCCUUAUCAGCCUCAAGUCAUUGUGGUUUCUGACUCCGAGGUGGCACUGUCUUGGAAACCUGGAGAAAGUGAAGGAAGUUCACCUAUUCAGUACUACUCUCUGGAGUAUAUCAGGCCAGAUUUUGAUGACACUUGGACUUUAAUCAAAGAACAGAUCCAGAUGGACUCCAUGGUUCUUAAGGGACUCAUUGCAGAUACCCAAUACCAGUUUGCUGUGAAGGCUGUGAAUUCCUUUGGAGCCAGUCCCCGCAGCCAGCCCAGUGACACCAUCCAAACCUUUAGUACAGAGGAGGCAGGAAGUGGGACCUCUGAGCCACGAUAUAUCACAGACACAGGAGGGAGUGAUGACAAUGGAUUUGACAUUGAUGACUCUGAUUUUGACAUUUACAUUGAAGAGGUCAAACCACUUCCUGCUAUCAAAGGAAGUCAUAGGAAAUUUUUGGUGGAAACCAAGAUGCCUCCUAGAUCUAAGCCAAAGUCCUUUUCAAGGCAUAUCCUUCCUACCUCAGCUUCUCCUAUCACUACAACACCGAUCCACUAUACCACCACGGCAAAGGCAAAGAGGAGGCAUGGUAUGGCUGCAAUGACGCGGCUCUUUGACAUGUCUUGUGAUAAAACCAUCUGCUCAGCUGAUAGCUUCUGUGUCAAUGACUACAACCUCGGUGGUUCUCGAUGCCAUUGCAACCUUGGCAAAGGUGGUGAGAAUUGUGCAGAAGAUAUUUCCAUCCAAUAUCCUCAGUUCUUUGGCCACUCCUACUUAACCUUGGAACCACUGAAGAACUCUUAUCAGGCAUUUCAAAUCACUCUUGAAUUUAGGGCAGAAACAGAAGAUGGCUUAUUGCUGUAUUGUGGAGAAAAUGAACAUGGACGGGGUGAUUUUAUGUCAUUGGCAAUCAUCCGGCGUUCUCUCCAGUUCAGAUUUAAUUGUGGAACUGGGGUGGCCAUCAUUAUCAGUGAAAGCAAAAUAAAAUUAGGCAGUUGGCACACUGUCAGUAUCUACAGGGAUGGGCUGAAUGGACUACUCCAGGUGAACAAUGGCACCCCAGUGACAGGCCAAUCUCAGGGCCAGUACAGCAAAAUUACAUUCCGGACCCCUUUCUACCUCGGUGGGGCUCCUAGUGCCUACUGGUUGGUCAGAGCAACAGGAACAAACCGUGGCUUCAAGGGCUGUGUUCAGUCACUGGCCAUCAAUGGGAAGAAAAUAGACAUGAGGCCCUGGCCACUUGGGAAGACUCUAAGUGGGGCUGAUAUAGGGGAGUGCAGCAGCGGCAUUUGUGACGAAGCCUCCUGCAUCAAUGGGGGCACCUGCACAGCGGUCAAAGCAGAUUCCUACAUUUGCCUCUGUCCCCUGGGAUUUAAAGGGCGCCACUGUGAAGACGCUUUCACCCUGGCCAUUCCUCAGUUCAAUCAAUCUCUGAGGUCCUUCGCUGCAACCCCUUGGCCAUUAGAGCCCCAGAAUUACCUCUCUUUCAUGGAAUUUGAGAUCACAUUUCGGCCAGACUCAGAAGAUGGUGUUCUCUUGUACAGCUAUGACACGGACAGCAAAGACUUCCUGUCCAUCAACAUGGUGGCUGGCUACGUGGAAUUUAGAUUUGAUUGUGGCUCUGGAACAGCCAUUCUCCGGAGUGAAGAGCCCCUUUCCCUAGGUCACUGGCAUGAAUUGCAUGUGUCGCGAACAGCAAAGAAUGGGAUCUUACAAGUGGAUAGACAGAGGACAGUGGAAGGCAUGGCAGAGGGAGCCUUUACUCAGAUUAAAUGCAACACUGAUAUUUUCAUUGGUGGAGUCCCCAACUAUGACAACGUAAAGAAGAAUUCAGGCAUUCUCCAGCCUUUCAGUGGGAGCAUCCAGAAGAUUGUACUUAACGACCGAGCCAUUCAUGUGAAGCAUGAUUUUACAUCUGGUGUGAAUGUGGAGAAUACCGCCCACCCUUGCGUGCGAGCCCCCUGUGCCAAUGGAGGGAGCUGUAGACCCAGGAAGGAUGGGUACGAGUGUGACUGCCCCUUAGGCUUUGAUGGGCAACACUGCCAGAAAGAGUGUGGGAAUUACUGCCUCAACACUAUCACCGAAGCCAUUGAGAUCCCACAGUUUAUUGGCAGGAGUUACCUCAUCUAUGACAAUCCAGAUAUCCUCAAAAGAAUACAGCCAGUGGGCACAAAGCUAUAUAUAUAUAUCGAACUCUCAACUUUUAUGCUUUUCUCUGCCAUCUUCUUUCCCAAUUAUGUUUCUAGCUACAACUUGGGCAGUGGUGUUGCUUCCAUCGUAGUCAAUGGAUCCUUCAAUGAUGGCCGGUGGCAUAGAGUGAAAGCUGUCCGGGAUGGCCAAUCUGGGAAGAUAACUGUGGAUGACUAUGGAGCGAGAACAGGCAAAUCCCCUGGGAUGAUGAGACAGCUGAAUAUCAAUGGAGAUCUCUAUGUAGGCGGAAUGAAGGAAAUUGCUCUGCACACAAAUAGGCAAUACAUGAGAGGUCUAGUCGGCUGUAUCUCCCAUUUCACUCUUUCGACUGAUUACCACAUUUCCCUGGUGGAAGAUGCAGCUGAUGGGAAAAACAUCAACACCUGCGGAGCCAAGUAAGAGCAGCCAACCUUCCCCAAGGGAGAGCGAGCAUUUUUCCUCCAGAAGCCCUGUGUCCCUGACAUCCAGCCCAGUGCUGCACACCAAGUCCCCAGGGCACUCCCUCCUCAUCAAAGAGGACAACAUCCCAAUCAGAAACUCUGGACCUAGAAAGGAAUCCCAGCGGCUUUCCCGGCUGACACUCUGUGGACCAAAUCCCACUGAAUCCUCCGCGUAGGAAAUGUCAGACUGUCCACCGAAUGUAUAGCAACUAAAGAGAUCCUACAUCAAUGAGAAUUCCAGAGAUGGCUGUGCUGUGAUGAGUAGUUCAAUGACUAUAUUGUGACUCAUAGUACUUUCUUUUUAAACAUCCAGCAGAACAGUAUUAAAAUGCUUUUCUUCACUCCUGAUUCCUGAUACUUUUAAUGACAGCAGGAUGACUAUGUGACCCCAAACUUUCCAUUUCUUCCCCCACCCCAUGAAAUUGUUUAGCUACCUGCUGCUCUGUCCUCAGCACAUUCUGGCCAGGCCAUGUACAUAAGGAAAGAAGAAACUUAGUCCUAUGGAAGCUAUUUCAGAAUGGUUAGGGGGGCUGAAAAGGUUACUCUUAAUAUUAAAAGCCUCCUUUUUUAACAAAAUAAUGCAAACCUCAGAAAAUAGACACCAUGAUUUUGUAGAAGUACUUUUGUAUGUGUAUAUUUUUAUAGAGGCAGAACUGACCACAUAGUAUACUUUGGAAAAUUUAAGUGAAUUCCACUUUAGUCCUUGAACAUUUUUACAUAUGGACACUGUUUGGUGUCUGUGGGGAAUAGGGUCAGGGUGGGCAACCAGGAGUCUGACAAUUCUCUUUUGUCAAUAUUCAUGAUUCAGAGUGUAUAAUUAUGAAGCUUUCCUGACCUAAGCUGAUUAAAGGA
Molecule: messenger RNA, 3941 nt
Organism: Gracilinanus agilis (Agile Gracile Mouse Opossum)
Lineage: Eukaryota; Metazoa; Chordata; Mammalia; Didelphimorphia; Didelphidae
Gene: EGFLAM
Product: EGF like, fibronectin type III and laminin G domains
Exons: 23
Coding region: 1-3048 (1015 amino acids)
Molecular function (GO): protein binding; calcium ion binding
Source: RefSeq, a predicted model, not a curated record